Bufo bufo (common toad) is the source of this 5138-nucleotide messenger RNA. It is a transcript of the gene FKBP15, whose product is annotated as FKBP prolyl isomerase family member 15. NCBI's taxonomy places the organism in Eukaryota, Metazoa, Chordata, Amphibia, Anura, Bufonidae. Gene Ontology annotation, cellular component: growth cone. The coding region runs from base 114 to 3998 and encodes 1294 amino acids. The transcript has 31 exons. The record is from RefSeq and is a predicted model, not a curated record. Gene Ontology annotation, molecular function: peptidyl-prolyl cis-trans isomerase activity.
AGGGGAGUGAGGGGGGGAGUCAGCUGACUACCCUGUGACUGUCAGGGAGCCCGGAAGAGGCAGCUGGCUGCCGGUGGGGUUGCUGCUGCUGCUCUAGACCACCCUACACCGUCAUGUUUGGGCCAGAUGAGGAAGAUGCUGACUUUUUGUCCCCUACUGGAGGGGCGAAGCUGGCCUCUCUGUUCGGGAUGGACCAGAGCGUCUCUGCGCAGGGGAACGAGUCCUUCCAGUACACGGCGCCAAAGCAGCCGAAGAAGGGCGCGGUGCCAGCGGGUACAAAAACCCCCAAAGCGCCCGGAGCCGGCGCUGCGCCAUCCGUCCUCUACGCUACAGCGGUCCACGCCUAUAAAUAUGUGACUGGACAGUACGUGAAGCAGGGCAAGUUUGGGGCAGCAGUUCUGGGUAAUCACACUACUAAGGAGUACAGAAUCCUGCUCUACAUCAGCCAGCAGCAGCCGGUCACCACAGUCAGGAUACAUCCGGGAUUUGUCUUCACAGUCCAGCUGAAUAACUAUGCGGCUUUCUAUGAUGACCAGAGGCAGAGUUGGUCUAUUAUGUUCGAGUCUGAGACGAGCGCCGUGGAAUUCAGUAAACAGGUCUGCCUCGCCAAGUCUAACAGCGCCACAUCCAUAGAGGCCGUGGUCUCCCAGGAUCUUCUCCCCGGAGAUGGACAAGCAGCAGAAGUAGGAGACUUAAUGGAAGUGGCCUACACGGGCUGGUUACUCCAGAACCACGGAAUCGGACAGAUGUUCGACUCCAACGUUCAGAAGGACAAAUUGCUGCGUCUGAAGCUGGGCUCCGGAAAAGUGAUAAAGGCCUGGGAGGAUGGCAUGCUAGGGAUGAAGAAAGGGGGCAAACGGCUUCUGGUGAUCCCUCCCGCACUCGGAUAUAGUUCUCAGGGCCUGACCGGCAGAAUUCCCGCCAACGCCACCCUGGUCUUCGAGGUGGAAGUGAAGCGGAUGAAGCAGAAGGAGCAGGGAGGUGACCGGCAGAGCAUCGGUUCCCGCGAUUCCCCAGUGUCCAUUACAGACAGUAUUCCUGCUGAGAGUCUUCCCCAGCCGCCGACAUCGGUGCCGCCAAAACCCGGGGAUCCGGAUGUUCGUGCCAAGUCCAACUCCAUCAGCGAGCAGCUGGCAAAUCCAGACCUGGCGAAGGCAAAGCUCAUCUCCCGUAUGGCAAGAAUGGGUCAGCCCAUGUUACCCUUCCUGGCAGGAAGUUCCCCCCCGCAGCCGGACUCCAGUGACUCAGAAAUGGAGGACCCCCACACUCAGAGAAUUUCGCCACAUCCCGCAGCGCCGCUCCCUUUCCGGCCGACCCCACAGAUGAGCUACCCUCCUCAUAUAGCAGCUCCAGCCCCUCAGCAUCAGCCGGUGCCGGGUCUCCCCGCCUCAUCUGCCGCCUUGUUACCCGUGGGGCACCUUCCUUCUCAGGCCGCUCCCGGCUUCCAGCCAUAUACCGGAAUCCAAUAUACGUACCAGCAUAACCCUGCAUCCCAGCUGCAGCCGGUGGGCCCCGUCUACCCUGCACCCGUUCAGCAGCCUGCUACUUACCAAGGCGAUGUCACUUCUUUCCUGAUGACGGAGGCGCGGCAGCAGAGCACCGAGAUCCGGAUGGCCAUCGGCAAAGUCAUUGAUAAAAUAGACAACCUGGCCUCUAAGGUGGACAAUAUGCAUAAGGAGAAUUCAGCUGGAGCCUCACACCUGCUGCCCGGAAUAUCCUCCAUCACCAUGGAAAGCGCCAUGAUCAUGAAUAAUAUCCAACGUAUCAUCCAGGAAAAUGAACGUUUGAAGCAGGAAGUUCUGGAUAAGAGCAGCCGGAUAGAGGAGCAAAACGUGAAGAUCGGGGAACUUAUAAACCGCAACCAGAGGUACGUUGAACAGAGUAAUAUGUUAAUGGAACAAAGGAACGACUCUCUGAAUACUUCAACUGAGAGCACACAAGCUAAGAUGCUCCAUGCCAUGCAAGAAAAGGUCAAAGUAGCAGAAGAUCUCGCCUCCGCCACCGGCCAGCUAUCCCGGCUCCAGCUGGAGGUUGCAGCCUACCAGAAGAAGGAGAUGGAUCUGCGGACGCAGCUCGCCGCCUCCUUGCAAGAAGCCGAGAAGUGUCGCGUGGAGCUCAGCUCAUUGCAGGCACAGCUGAUAGAGAUGAAAGAGACGUCGGAACAGACCAAAAACCGAGCCAAGACUGAGAAGGACAGCCGCCGGAGCCUGGAGCUGAGGCUGACCGCCUUAGAAGAAGAGAUCUCAGACUUGAAGAUAGAAAGGAACAAUCUUGACAAGAGCCUGUCGGAGAGAAAGAAGAAGUCUCUGCAGGAGCGGCAGCGGGCGGACGAGGAACAGGAGGAGCUGCGACGAACCUUCCAAGAAGAGAUGGAGAACCUGAGGAGGCAGCUGAAGAAAAGCCGCGAGCAGGCAACUGCUGAACAGCUGUCGUCCUCAUCCUCCCGGGAGCUCGAGGAGCAGGUGAUGGAGCUGCAGGACCAGGUCGCCCAGUUACAGCCCCUGAGAGACAAGUGCGCCCAGUUACAGAAUCGGAUAACCUCCCUGAACGAGCAGCUCGGAGAGGUCCGCGCACGAGAAAGCGAUCUGCUGGCUGCGAAAGAGCGAGCGGAGGAGAAAUUAUCCCGGCUACAGGAGGGCGCGGCGCAGCUGGAGCCGCUGAGACUGCAGUGCUCACAGCUCCAGGCUCAGGUUGCCUCGUUAACGCAGCAGCUUGGAGACGCCCACGUGCUUAAAGAUGAAGGGCGUCCGAUCGGCGAUCCUGCCGAGGAGGUGAAGAAGAUCAUGAACGGAGUCUUCCAGUCCCUCAGGAAGGAGUUUGACUUGGAGGAAUCGUACACCGGCCGGGCGGUGCUGGGGACCAUCAUGAGCACCAUAAAGGCGACCACGCUGCAAUUGCUCAAAAAAACUCAGGAUGAGCAACCUGCAGGGAGUAGCAGUGAGGAGGAAGAGGAGGAUGGUGAGGAGGAGGAGGAGGAUGAAGGCGCGGCACACCCUGAGCCACAUGCUCCAGCUGGACAAACUGAGGAGCCUUCUAAGACUGGACAGACUGAGGAGCCUUCUAAGACUGGACAGACUGAGGAGCCUUCUAAGACUGGACAGACUGAGGAGCCUUCUAAGACUGGACAGACUGAGGAGCCUUCUAAGACUGGACAGACUGAGGAGCCUUCUAAGACUGGACAGACUGAGGAGCCUUCUAAGACUGGACAGACUGAGGAGCCUUCUAAGACUGGACAGACUGAGGAGCCUUCUAAGACUGGACAGACUGAGGAGCCUUCUAAGACUGGACAGACUGAGGAGCCUUCUAAGACUGGACAGACUGAGGAGCCUUCUAAGACUGGACAGACUGAGGAGCCUUCUAAGACUGGACAGACUGAGGAGCCUUCUAAGAGUAAAGAAUCAAUGGUCAAUGGGUACCCAAACCAAGAAGCCUCCACAGCGGUGGAGGAGCACCAGGAAGAAGAGGUGGUGAAGGUGAUCGAGGAGGACCUGGACACCCCGUCGGCUCUCGUACACAUGGUCUCCAGUGAUCUGCCAGAGUCCAGUAUUGUGACCCAUGUGGAGGAGGUCACCGGAGAAUCUCUACAGUCCAGGAAAACUAUCAGUAAUGAUACUGGUGAGGACCUGAAGGAAGAAUCUGAAGAACCUAAAGCUGCCUUAUCUGAGAGCAAGGACUCGGAGGACGAGAAACUGGAAGAUCCACCUCCGUUUGGAAGUGAUGAGGAAAGUAGCAGCCCCCUGCCUCCAAAGGAAAAGCUCCCAGCCCUGCGCUCUAUGGGGAGCCCUGAGACAAAGGGGAAGGACUACAUCGGUGAGAAGACGGCUAAUGUCAGUCUGGCCGACUCUGAUGGAGAAGACUUGUUUGAAGCUGCGUCUCCUGCCACCAAAGUGAAACAGCAGGAAGAAGAAGAGGAGGAAGUGAGCAUGAAGGGACAUCCUCCCCCGGCUCCUCUCUUUGGAGACGACGAUGAAGAAGACGACCUGGACUGGUUGGGGUAAUCUGUGAUCUCCAGGUCUUAAAGGUGAACCUCAUAAAUGAACUGCACAGCAACAUCCUAAGCACACGAGAGCGCCAGCCCCCGAAAACUGGAGGAACCAUGAACUGUCACAAAAGCCACGUCUGCCCCAGAGGUCAGCGCCAAGGGAUCCUCGUCUGAUUGUCUAUGUCCUGGUAUAAUGUGAUUGACUCCAGACUGGUAUCUACACUUGAUGUAAUCCGACGUCAGCGCCUUCAGGUAGAGCACCCAGAAUGCACUGCAGGAAGGGGCUCGUGACCCAGAAUGCACUGCAGGAAGGGGCUCGUGACCCAGAAUGCACUGCAGGAAGGGGCUCGUGACCCAGAAUGCACUGCAGGAAGGGGCUCGUGACCCAGAAUGCACUGCAGGAAGGGGCUCGUGACCCAGAAUGCACUGCAGGAAGGGGCUCGUGACCCAGAAUGCACUGCAGGAAGGGGCUCGUGACCCAGAAUGCACUGCAGGAAGGGGCUCGUGACCCAGAAUGCACUGCAGGAAGGAGCUUAUCACCCAGAAUGCACUGCAGGAAGGAGCUUAUCACCCAGAAUGCACUGCAGGAAAGUGCACGUGACCCAAAAUGCAUUGCAGCAAGGAGCUCGUGACCCAGAAUGCAUUGCAGGAAGGUGCACGUGACCCAGAAUGCAUUGCAGGAAGGUGCACGUGACCCAGAAUGCACUGCAGGAAGGUGCACGUGACCCAGAAUGCACUGCAGGAAGGUGCACGUGACCCAGAAUGCACUGCAGGAAGGUGCACGUGACCCAGAAUGCACUGCAGGAAGGUGCACGUGACCCAGAAUGCACUGCAGGAAGGUGCACGUGACCCAGAAUGCACUGCAGGAAGGUGCACGUGACCCAGAAUGCACUGCAGGAAGGUGCACGUGACCCAGAAUGCACUGCAGGAGUGAGUUUAUUAACCAGAAUGCUUUGCCGGAAGGAGCUCGUGACCCAGAAUCCAGUGCGGGAGGUAGUGUGGGUUCAGUUACCUCUGCAGGGUGUGACGAGGAGCUCUGCAUCUCCGUGUCUUAUGUUACUAACCAGAUGCAGAUUUUGAAGCCGCUCGUUCCCUUGUAUGUUUUUAUACUCUGUAGCACAUUAUACUUCAAUAAAACAAGUUCGGCAGUGUCGGA